AUGGACACCUCGCUUGGCGCAGCCGUUUGUCGAAUUUGCAUGUGUGGCGAGACAUCGAUUCCGUACAACGGAAAACAAGCCGGCGAACCGCUAAUAUCACCAUGUAAAUGCUCCGGAACUAUGGGUUUAUAUCAUCGAAGUUGUCUCGAACAUUGGCUAACUGUUACGAAUACGAGUAAAUGUGAAAUUUGCAAAUUUCAAUUUAAGCUUGGAGCGUGAGUUUUUCACUGUUUUCAGCCAAUGAAGAAAAAAUUGAAUGUUUUCAGGAGAUCUCGAUCAUUUUUCGAUUAUAUAUGGAAUAAAGGAUAUGGAAAACAUCGAAACCCAUUGAUUGAUUUUGGUUUCGCAAUUAUUAUUACACCAAUAGCUAUUUUCGCUCUAAUGUUAUGUGUUAAAGGCGCACGCCAGGCUGGCAAAAGAUAUCACGCCGCAUUUGAAAAUCGUUUCGAUGCUAAUGACAGAAGUCGAAAUGUUGAGAUAUUGAAUGAAACAUCGAUGGAAUUUGCGCUUUUUGUAUUUAUUUCAGUCAUCAUUUUCUUUUCACUAACAAUUUUUCUUGUUAUAAUGCUUGUAAAUCAUUGGACACAAUUCAAAAAAUGGCAGAAGAAGAAUCGCGUGUUUUUUGUCAUCGAUCAAUUGGACACCGAACGCUCUUUGUUGUACAAUCCGAAAACGGCGGGUUUUUUGAGGAGAGCGAUGAGUAAAUUGGCGAUUUUGAGGAGAAGAGGGAAUAUUUUGGAGAAUGUGAGAAAUGGAGGAGGUGAAGAGGGAAUUGGAAUGGAAUCAUUGAUUGUUGGAAGAAAUACAACGGUUAUUGUUAUGGAACAAAGUCCAGCUGGAAUGCGAAGUGAGUUAUGACGUGGAAAAUACCUGGCAGCAAAAUUGCCACGUCAUAAGGUCACGUCACGUCAAUUGAAAUUCUUUCAUUUCAGAAACGCAAUCCGUCUAUUCUGUAUGCUCUUUCGGCAAUGGUGUAAUGGUUUGCUCAACUCCAGUUUCUCAACGAUUAUUCAGUCCCACUGAUCUUCCUCUCCGAUUUUCCUCAACUCAACCAAUCGAAGAAGAACAUUUCGAACAAAUUGGUCGAUUUCAGGUCGAAAGGUUAGACUAA
Molecule: messenger RNA, 1111 nt
Organism: Caenorhabditis angaria
Lineage: Eukaryota; Metazoa; Nematoda; Chromadorea; Rhabditida; Rhabditidae
Source: the annotation of a GenBank genome assembly